Molecule: messenger RNA, 4515 nt
Organism: Nothobranchius furzeri (turquoise killifish)
Lineage: Eukaryota; Metazoa; Chordata; Actinopteri; Cyprinodontiformes; Nothobranchiidae
Gene: ankrd28b
Product: ankyrin repeat domain 28b
Cellular component (GO): nucleus; cytoplasm
Molecular function (GO): protein binding
Source: RefSeq, a predicted model, not a curated record
CAUGGCGGCAACGUUAUAGAGCUUCCGCUGUUCCGGUGCGUUUAUGAUGUCAGCAUAGGAAGCUAGCCGAGGAGCUCGUCAGGCCUUUAGCAGGCAAGAUCAAACACCGGUGUCUGGAAAGUGAUCGAUACGGCUUUAUGCUUCUGGAUGAGAACACCUACACACCCAAAAACAUGGUGGUUCUCAAAAUUCGAGACCAGCCUUCUUUGCUGAAAGCGAUUUUCAAUGUGGACCCAGAUGAAGUACGGUCACUCAUAUUCAAGAAAGAGGAUGUGAAUGUCCAGGACAACGAGAAGCGAACUCCUCUACAUGCUGCUGCCUAUCUCGGAGACGCAGAAAUUAUAGAGCUGCUGAUUCUUUCAGGUGCGAGAGUGAACGCCAAAGAUAACAAGUGGCUGACUCCCCUGCACCGAGCAGUGGCCUCCUGCAGCGAGGAGGCUGUCCAGGUGUUGGUGAAACACUCUGCAGAUGUAAAUGCCAGAGACAAGAACUGGCAGACGCCGCUCCACAUCGCAGCAGCCAAUAAGGCGGUCCGCUGCGCCGAAGCUCUCGUCCCUCUUCUUAGCAAUGUGAAUGUAUCAGACCGAGCAGGCCGGACUGCGCUGCACCACGCAGCCUUCAGCGGCCACCUGGAGAUGGUGAGGCUGCUGCUCUCCAGAGGAGCUAACAUCAAUGCUUUCGAUAAGAAGGACCGCCGUGCGAUCCACUGGGCUGCCUACAUGGGGCACAUAGAAGUGGUGAAGUUGCUAGCUUCUCACAGAGCUGAAGUGGCCUGUAAGGAUAAGAAGUCGUACACUCCCCUGCAUGCAGCAGCCUCUAGUGGGAUGAUUAGUGUUGUCAAAUACUUUCUGGACCUGGGAGUGGAUAUUAAUGAGCCCAAUGCGUAUGGCAACACCCCCCUGCAUGUGGCCUGCUAUAACGGACAGGACGUGGUCGUGAAUGAGCUCAUCGAAAGUGGAGCGAAUGUCAACCAGGUGAACGAGAAAGGCUUUGCACCUCUUCACUUCACCGCAGCUUCUCGCCACGGAGCGCUCUGUCUGGAGCUGCUGGUGUGCAAUGGAGCGGACGUCAACAUAAAGAGUAAAGAUGGGAAAACCCCCCUACACAUGACCGCGAUCCACGGGAGGUUUUCAAGGUCUCAAGCAAUCAUUGAAAAUGGUGCUGAGAUUGACUGUGAAGACAAAAACGGAAACACACCACUACACAUCGCAGCGCGAUAUGGACACGAGCUCCUGAUUAACACACUCAUCACCAAUAAAGCUGACACAGCGAAACGAGGAAUUCACGGCAUGUUUCCGCUGCAUUUAGCUGCUCUCAGCGGCUUCUCGGACUGCUGUCGUAAGCUCCUGUCAUCAGGCUUUGAUAUCGAUACUCCUGAUGACUUUGGAAGGACCUGCUUACACGCUGCAGCUGCGGGAGGGAACCUGGAAUGUCUCAACCUUCUUCUCAACACUGGGGCAGACUUUAACAGAAAGGACGGCUUUGGCAGGACUCCUUUGCACUAUGCUGCUGCCAACUGUAACUACCACUGCCUGUUUGCUCUGGUGGGCUCGGGGGCUGGCGUCAACGACCUGGACGAGCGGGGAUGCACUCCCCUCCACUACGCCGCUGCUUCGGACACAGAUGGAAAGUGCCUGGAAUACUUACUGAGAAAUGAUGCAAAUCCGGGGAUCCGGGACAAUCAGGGCUACAACACCGUGCACUACGCCUCGGCAUAUGGACAUCGGCUUUGUCUGGAGCUGAUUGCAAGUGAAACACCAUUAGAUGUGCUGAUGGAAACCUCAGGCACCGACAUCCUGAAUGACUCUGACGUGUGGGCUCCCGUCAGCCCUCUGCACCUCGCUGCGUACCACGGUCAUCAUCAGGCAAUGGAGGUUCUGGUGCAGUCUUUGCUGGAUUUGGAUGUUAGAAACCAGGAAGGACGUACACCUCUAGACUUGGCUGCCUUCAAAGGCCACGUGGAGUGUGUAGACGUCCUAAUCAACCAAGGAGCCUCCAUCUUUGUCAAAGAUUCAACCUUGAAACGAACCCCCAUACAUGCUGCAGCUACUAAUGGUCAUUCAGAGUGUUUGAGACUGCUGAUUGGAAAUUCUGAUCUUCAAAGUGCAUUAGACAUCCAAGAUGGAAAAGGACAAACCCCGCUGAUGCUGUCAGUCCUGAGUGGACACAUAGAGUGUGUGUAUUCUCUCCUUAAUAAGGGAGCCAAUGUUGAAGCCAAGGACAAACUGGGCAGAACAGCUUUGCAUAGAGGAGCGGUGACCGGUCACGAGGAAUGUGUGGAGGCCUUGCUUCAGCAUAGCACCAACUUCCUGGCCCAGGACUGCAAGGGACGCACACCGAUCCACCUGGCAGCAGCAUGCGGUCACAUCGGGGUACUCGGGGGUCUCUUGCAUGCCGCCCAGUCAGUAGAAACACUCCCCAUCCUAACAGACAGAGAGGGCUACACCCCGCUGCACUGGGCCUGCUACAACGGUCACGAUACGUGUGUGGAGGUUUUACUGGAACAAGAGAUUUUCCAAAAGGCAGAGGGCAACCCCUUCAGCCCUCUCCACUGUGCUGUCUUCCGUGACAACGAAAGUGCUGCUGAAAUGUUGAUAGACACUCUUGGUCGAGUCAUUGUUAAUGCCAAAGACAGCAAAAACAGAACCCCCCUGCAUGCUGCAGCCUUCGCUGACCACGUGGAGUGUCUCCAGCUGUUGCUGAGCCACAAUGCUCAGGUCAACUGUGCUGAUGCUGCAGGGAAAACGCCGCUCAUGAUGGCUGCAGAGAAUGGACAGAACAAUGCUGUCGAGCUGCUGGUGAGCAGCGCUAAAGCAGAUCUCACUUUACAAGAUGCUUUGAAGAAUACUGCACUUCACUUGGCCUGCAGGAAGGGACAUGAAACCAGUGCCUUGAUGAUACUGGAGAAGAUUACAGACAGGAACCUCAUUAAUGCUACGAACGCCGCCUUACAGACGCCUUUGCACGUGGCUGCAAGAAACGGCCUGAUUGUGGUGGUGCAAGAGCUGCUUGCAAAGGGAGCCAGUGUCCUUGCAGUCGAUGAAAAUGGUUACACUCCAGCCCUUGCUUGUGCCCCCAACAAAGACGUGGCAGAUUGCCUAGCCCUCAUCCUGUCUACCAUGAUCCCUGUGUCCCCCUGCACCCCGGCACCCCCCCACCCGUUCAGAGUGAUUAACCACUACACCACCACCCCGUCCAUGACCAUCUCCUUCGACAGCCUGCCUACGGUACGCGACGAGCACACCUCCUAUUGCAGCUUCAACAACAUCGGCCAUCAUGAUGGCUUAUACAGGGAAGAGGACCUCAACGACUCCGAUUCAGAGACGUACUGAAGGACAGGAGAUAGCGUUAAAUGCACAAACUCAUAUGCUGUGUCUUAAAAAAAAUCACUUGCCACAAGCUUGGGAAGGCUGGAAGAAAGGGGAGCCCCCACGGGAGCAAUAAGUGUCCCUGCUAAAAUCACAGAGCAGGAGGUGCAGCAGGCUGGCCCACACCCAUCCCAACCUCGUCCGGCACAAGGCGACCUUUGGCAGAGACAGGAUGUCGGUGACCACUGCUUUACCAACACUUGAUUCUUCGCGUGUGAAAAUCUGAACUUCUUGGGCGGAUGGCGACCGUUUUACAGCAAUAACAUGCUGAAGAUGUGUGGUUGAGCGACACAGAGAACUGAUCCAACAGGGACCAAAAAAAGAAAACCACGGGAGCAUUUUUAACCCAGUUUUAACUGUAAAACGGCUCCAGGCAGGUUUGUUGAUUACCAAGAAUGAAGGGGGAAUUCUCACUGGUUAUCUUUAGCACUGCAACCGUCAAGAUGCUUCACAGUCUGUACUUCAUGCAGGGGGAGAGAAAAAUCAUUUAUUUUUGAAGAGCAAAUUUUUUAUAUACUUGCUUAUUGUCUUAAACUCCCAAAAGUCGAAUUCACUCACUGGGAAGUUUACAAACCUUUAAAAGAUUAUUAUUAUUAGGUUAACAACCCUGCUUUUCUACAUUCACCUGUUCGCUGCAGUUUGGUUUUAAAGAUUGAAUUAUUUGUUUACUUUUGGUUUCUGUUCAUUUUGUGCCUUUAGUAAUUAACGAAAAGACCAAGGGUUUGUAAAGUCAGCUGUGAAAGUGAACACUAGGUGAGUGUUCUAGUACUGAUCCAGUACUGAGCGCUAUACUCUGCUGUAUAAGGAGGAACACUGUAAACAAUGACAGGACAGCAUUUAAUCAUCUUCUGAGUGAUAUUCCGUUUGCUCUGGUGUUAGUUUUGCUUGUAUAAAAAAACUAUUGUACAAUGGUUCAAAAAUUCCCAAUUUUGUCGGUUUGAAAAUAAAAUUUUUAACUGGAAAUCUGUACAUUUGCUAGAUUCAGUAGAAUGGAAAUGUAUUUUUUCUUUUCUUAGCUUUUCCUUGAAGAGGAAUGAAAUUAGCAUGUAUAUAGAAGUUUUGACUGAAUUCAAAAUCCCAGUGAGUUCUUUCAGUACUGAGAUUGCUGUAUAUUUUAAGAGGAAUAAAUGAAUUAUUUAAUAAUGAA